AUGGCUGCUGCACCGACAAUUGAGCCUCGCGGGCUCGGUUUGGCUCAGCUCAUCACCUCUAUCCUGUUCGGUAUUCUUACUACCGUUGUUGUCUUUCUGCGGACGUUUAUUCGCGUAAAGAACCGUGUUUUUGGAGCUGAUGAUAUGUUGAUGGUCAUUGGAUAUGUUGGUUUCACCACCGGAAUCUCUACAGUAACCAGGCAGCUAACAUCCAGUCGCAAGAUUUUGUUUGCAAUACUUGUCGGCGUAAGCUCUAAAUCUACAUACUAUGGAGCAGGCCAGCGAGAUUCAGUCCUCCCAGAGGGUAUUUACCCUCAUGGAAGGUUUUAUGUCUGGCUCUUCCAGAUAUUCUACUGCGCAUCCCUCGUCUUCAUAAAAGCUUCUAUUUGCGACGCCCUGCUAAGAAUCGCAGUUAUACCAUGGCAUCGAGUGGUUGCAUGGAUGACACUUGCUAUGGCUGUUAUCUGCGCCAUGAUUGUGUUCAUAAGCCUUUUCGUGCUCUGCAAGCCAUUGUCAGCAACUUGGAAUGGUGACGGAAAAUGCUCACCACCUUCGGCUCUGGCUAUCCUGGCUUGUUUCGUCUCGGCCUCUUCGAUAUUGACCGAUAUUAUUUGUGCAGCACUACCAGCAUUGAUGUUGUACAAAGCGCAGAUGAAACUGGCGACAAAGGUCUCCAUUAGUAUGGUGCUUGGACUUGGUGCUCUUGCCUCUGUUGCUACAAUUAUUCGAAUGCCAUUUGUCUUGUUUUACUUCCACCCUAAUCCAGACUACCUUUAUCGGCACUGCCAUGUUUCUCUAUGGAGCACCGUCGAAGCAGGAAUCGGUAUCAUAGCUGGUUCUCUCCCUGCUUUGAGAAAGUUUGUCAAACGCUGGAUUACAUUUGACAGCUCGGCUCGCCAAUAUUCACCCCCUAAGCCAUAUGGGGGAUCUAAUGGGCUGGGCAUUACUAGUCAUAUCGGAACUGCAAGCCGUGUGAAAGGGUACAACAUAUCACGAGAUGUGGAGAACGACGGCAAGGACCACUGGGAAGGUCUUGAUGAUGGCUCAUCUAGGAGAGGGAUUAUAGUUACCGUAGACGUAGAGAUGCAUACAUUGGAGAACAAUGCGGAGUCGAUAGGGUCUCGUGUCUCAGAUGAGACAUAUGCAAGACCAGCUUAG
This is a messenger RNA of Fusarium mangiferae, 1158 nucleotides long. RefSeq lists its product as uncharacterized. The record is from RefSeq and is a predicted model, not a curated record. Bases 1 to 1158 code for a protein of 385 amino acids. The transcript is spliced from 4 exons. NCBI's taxonomy places the organism in Eukaryota, Fungi, Ascomycota, Sordariomycetes, Hypocreales, Nectriaceae.